Molecule: messenger RNA, 873 nt
Organism: Kluyveromyces marxianus DMKU3-1042
Lineage: Eukaryota; Fungi; Ascomycota; Saccharomycetes; Saccharomycetales; Saccharomycetaceae
Product: aldo-keto reductase superfamily protein
Exons: 1
Coding region: 1-873 (290 amino acids)
Molecular function (GO): oxidoreductase activity
Source: RefSeq, a predicted model, not a curated record
AUGUUGAAGCAAGCAAUGGAAGGAUCAGUGCCAAAAUUCUACAAGCUAUCCAGUGGCUACACCAUUCCAUCGAUUGGAUUUGGAACUUACGAGAUUUCGCCCAGCAAGACGGCAGACGUUGUGUACAAUGCAUUGAAGUGCGGCUACCGACACUUUGACACGGCGGUUCUCUACGGGAACGAGUUUGAAGUGGGACAAGGGAUCUGUCGAUGGUUGAAGGAAGAUCCAGCCAAUAACAAGCGUGAGGAUGUGUUCUACACCACGAAGCUUUGGGACUCUCAAAAGGGCUACAACAAGGCCAAGAAGGCCAUUGAUCACUGCUUGCAGGAAGUGGAGGACCUAGGGUACAUUGACUUGCUAUUGAUGCACUCGCCAUUGGGUGGUACGCAAGCGAGACUCGAAACGUACAAGGCGAUGCAAGAAGCAGUGGACGAAGGGAAAGUAAGAUCGAUUGGGGUGUCAAACUUUGGACCUCUCCAUGUUGAUGAGCUUCUCAAGUGGGACGGGUUGAAGUACAAGCCUGUGGUGAACCAGAUCGAAAUUUCACCAUGGGUCAUGCGCCAGGAGCUUGCGGAUUUCUGCAAAUCCAAGGGCAUUCUCAUCGAGGCGUAUGCGCCUUUGACCCACGGGCAAAAAUUGAAGGAUCCGGACCUUUUGAGGAUCAGCAACGAGGUGGGAUGCGACCCAGCGCAGGCGUUGAUCAGAUGGUCGCUUCAAAAGGGCUACAUUCCAUUACCAAAGACGCAGUCUAUUUCCCGGUUGGCCAGCAAUCUAAACGUGUUUUCGUUUGAGCUCACGCCGGACCAGAUCAGCCAAAUAGACAAGCCAUUCUCGUACGAGCCCACCGACUGGGACUGCACCAAUGCUCCAUGA